Cadophora gregata is the source of this 324-nucleotide messenger RNA. RefSeq lists its product as uncharacterized. Bases 1 to 324 code for a protein of 107 amino acids. The transcript has a single exon. NCBI's taxonomy places the organism in Eukaryota, Fungi, Ascomycota, Leotiomycetes, Helotiales, Ploettnerulaceae. The record is from RefSeq and is a predicted model, not a curated record.
AUGGAUCUAAUAAAUAAUACCAACAACGAUAGCUGGUUUGAUUUGUUACUUACUGUACUAUUUAUUGGGGAGACUGAUAGCAUUCGCAAUGUGCAGCGAUACAAAUCCCACCGCCGCAGCCUUCCUCUCCCAUCAACUUGGCGAGGUAAGAUUGGGAACACCGUUCAAUCAAUCCACCACCAACAGCUUCUGUUGUUGAUCUCCCCAGCUUCACCAACAUAUCAACGGUCACCUAUUCCGGGGAAUCCCAGCCCAUACCGAAUUUACCUACCACUGGGACGGAUCUCAGAACCUAUCUCUGUUCCUUCUGUGGGCCUGCCAUAG